Raphanus sativus (radish) is the source of this 3060-nucleotide messenger RNA. RefSeq names its product alpha-xylosidase 1. NCBI's taxonomy places the organism in Eukaryota, Viridiplantae, Streptophyta, Magnoliopsida, Brassicales, Brassicaceae. Gene Ontology annotation, molecular function: carbohydrate binding; hydrolase activity, hydrolyzing O-glycosyl compounds. Gene Ontology annotation, biological process: carbohydrate metabolic process. The record is from RefSeq and is a predicted model, not a curated record.
GCUGUUUUUUUACUACUUACAAAACAAAACAAAAAAACGGCUAAACGUUUUCUACUAUUUAUAUCCCCUCGUUCAGUGUUUCACGAACUUAUCGAGAGCUUCUUUAGGGGGUCUUUCCUCUCUUCUUCAUUAUACACACUACACUAUAGUGUUAGUGUAGAGGUAUCAGUCGUAUCACUAGAAAAAAAAAUGGCCGUGGUCACUUCAAGAAUAGUGUUAUCAUCUCUUUCUCUUCUCGUAGCACUAAUCCACUGCUUCUCACCCAUCCACUGCUCCAACACCAUCGGAAAAGGCUACCGUUUGAUCUCAAUCGAAGAAUCUCCAGACGGUGGUUUCAUCGGCUAUCUCCAAGUUAAACAGAAGAACAAAAUCUACGGCUCAGACAUCACCACACUCCGUCUCUUCGUCAAGCACGAGACCGAUGCUCGCCUCCGCGUUCACAUCACAGACGCCAAGAAACAACGAUGGGAGGUCCCCUACAACCUCCUCCCCCGCGAGCAGCCGCCGCGGGUCGGAAAACUGAUCGGAAAAUCAAGAAAAUCACCGAUCACAGUCCAAGAACUCUCCGGGUCGGAGCUCAUCUUCAGCUACACCACAGAUCCGUUCAGCUUCGCCGUGAAACGUAGAUCCAACGGCCAAACGCUCUUCAACACAAGCUCAAACUCAGCCUUCGGUGAGAUGGUGUUCAAGGACCAGUACCUCGAGAUCUCGACGUCGUUACCUAAAGACGCGUCCAUAUACGGACUAGGCGAGAACUCGCAGGCCAACGGGAUCAAACUCGUACCUAACGAGCCGUACACGCUCUACACGGAGGACGUGUCGGCCAUCAACCUCAACACCGAUCUUUACGGUUCGCAUCCGGUUUACAUGGACAUGAGGAACGUGGGAGGCAAACCGUACGCUCAUGCGGUUCUGCUUCUCAAUAGUAACGGUAUGGACGUGUUCUAUAGAGGAACGUCUUUGACUUACAAAGUCAUCGGAGGAGUUUUUGAUUUUUACUUCGUCGCCGGACCUUCGCCUCUCGACGUCGUUGAUCAGUACACUUCGUUAAUCGGACGGCCGGCUCCCAUGCCGUAUUGGUCUCUAGGGUUUCACCAAUGUAGAUGGGGAUACCAUAACUUAUCAGUUGUUGAAGACGUAGUUGACAAUUACAAAAAGGCUAAGAUCCCACUUGAUGUGAUAUGGAACGAUGAUGAUCACAUGGACGGACACAAAGACUUCACACUGAAUCCCAUCACCUAUCCUCGUGCCAAGCUACUCAAGUUCUUGGACAGAAUCCACAAGAUGGGUAUGAAGUAUGUUGUGAUCAACGACCCUGGCAUUGGUGUCAACGCUAGCUACGGUGUAUACCAACGAGCCAUGGCUAACGACGUGUUCAUCAAGUAUGAAGAAAAGCCUUUCUUGGCCCAAGUGUGGCCUGGUGCGGUUCACUUCCCUGAUUUUCUUAACCCUAAGACAGUUGCUUGGUGGGGAGAUGAGAUCCGCCGCUUCCAUGAGAUGGUCCCUAUCGAUGGUUUAUGGAUCGACAUGAACGAAGUAUCGAACUUUUGUUCUGGACUAUGCACGAUCCCAAAGGGGAAACAGUGUCCGAGUGGAGAAGGACCUGGUUGGGAUUGUUGCUUGGAUUGCAAGAAUAUAACCAAAACCAGAUGGGAUGAUCCUCCUUACAAGAUCAAUGCAACUGGAGUCAUAGCCCCUGUCGGUUUCAAGACCAUCGCCACGAGUGCUUUACAUUACAACGGUGUGAGAGAGUAUGAUGCUCAUAGCAUCUACGGAUUCUCCGAGACCAUUGCGACACACAAGGCGUUACAGUCUAUCGAAGGGAAACGUCCUUUUAUUUUAUCCCGGUCUACUUUCGUCGGUUCGGGUCGGUACGCUGCUCAUUGGACCGGAGAUAACCAAGGAACAUGGCAGAGCUUGCAAGUGUCUAUCUCAACGAUGCUAAACUUCGGAAUCUUCGGUGUUCCUAUGGUUGGUUCGGACAUCUGUGGCUUCUACCCUCAACCAACAGAGGAACUCUGUAACCGUUGGAUCGAAGUCGGUGCGUUUUAUCCGUUUUCGAGAGACCACGCUAACUACUACUCUCCACGACAAGAGCUAUACCAAUGGGACACGGUCGCUGAGUCGGCUCGUAACGCUCUUGGUAUGAGAUACAAGAUCCUUCCUUACCUCUACACGCUUAACUACGAAGCUCACAUGACCGGUGCACCUAUCGCUAGACCGCUCUUCUUCUCUUUCCCCGAGUUCACCGAGUGUUACGGCUCGAGCAGGCAGUUCUUGCUAGGAAGCAGCUUAAUGAUAUCUCCGGUUCUCGAACAAGGCAAAACAGAAGUAGAAGCUCUGUUCCCGCCGGGUUCUUGGUACCACAUGUUUGACAUGACUCGAGCCGUUGUGUCCAAGAAAGGGAAGCGCGUGAUUCUCCCUGCUCCGUUGAACUUCGUGAACGUUCAUCUUUACCAAAACACUAUAUUACCCAUGCAACGAGGAGGGUUGAUCUCGAAAGAAGCGAGAACGACGCCGUUUAGUCUCGUCAUUGCAUUCCCCGCUGGUGCUACCGAGGGGUACGCGAAGGGUAAACUUUAUCUAGACGAGGACGAGCUUCCGGAGAUGAAGCUAGGGAACGGACAGUCCACGUACAUUGACUUCUACGCUUCGGUGGGAAACGGAACCGUGAAGAUGUGGUCGGAAGUGAAGGAAGGGAAGUUUGCGUUGAGCAAAGGAUGGGUGAUUGAGAAGGUUAGUGUUUUGGGACUUAGAGGAGGAGGACAAGCUUCUGAGAUUGAGAUCAAUGGAAGUCCGGUCUCGAACCAGGAGAAGAAGAUUGAGGUGAGCUCGAAGGAGCAUACGUAUGUGGUUGGGUUGGAGGAGGAAGGAGAGAACAAGAGUGUGAUGGUUGAAGUUAGGGGCCUUGAGAUGCUAGUGGGUAAGGACUUCAACAUGUCUUGGAAAAUGGGUAUAAACGGUGCUAAUUAAUUUACAUGUGAGAGUUUGAUUUAAUUAUUGUAAAAGAGAAUGAGAUUUGAUUAAAAAUAAAUAAAUAAAUAAUGCUCAUUCUUCUUC